Zonotrichia albicollis (white-throated sparrow) is the source of this 1853-nucleotide messenger RNA. NCBI's taxonomy places the organism in Eukaryota, Metazoa, Chordata, Aves, Passeriformes, Passerellidae. The record is from RefSeq and is a predicted model, not a curated record.
AUGGACAGACACUUGAAGAAGCUGUCGCUGGCUCGCUCCUCGAAGAGCCCCCGGAAGGUCUGCGAGCUGCCUGCGCGUCCGUCUGCUGGGGCACAACAGCACAAACAGAGGGCACGGGAGCAAUGGGAGCAAAUGGCAACUGGUUCUGGCAUCCAAGAUGGCAAGCAUAUUGUUCAUCAGAUUGGGAACACUGGAGAAAUUCAGGAAAACAGCAACACUGAGGAGAAACUCAGAGACGACAACCUUCCUAUAGGAUUUUUUUUGUAUACCCUGUACAUAGACUUCAAGAAGCUGUUAAACAAACCCAAAACAACUGCAAGAAUGGCACCAGCUGAAGGGCAGCGUUUCAGACAGUGCAGCUGUGCCCGGGGGUGCUGCGGGCUCACCAGAGUCACACUCCAGCUUGGUGCGGUUCAGGUCGGCGCCGUCGUCCACGAACUGGCAGAUGGAGAAGAGUCGGCAGCCGCGCUGGCAGGCCUACAAAAUCCACCUGAAUUCCAUGUGGAAGCAGACAAAGCCCUGUUACCUGAUCCUGGCACUGCUCCACCUGCCUGCUGCCUUCCUGUGAAAUCCCAAACACGGGAAUAUUCCACUUUCAUAAGGAGCUUUUCUCUUUCCCAGAGAGUUGUGGUUGUGGAAGACAUAAAACGAUGGAAGUCUAUACUUGAGCUUCCUGGGCAACCCAAAGAGAACCUGAUGGAAGCUUUGGAGGAGCUGAAGAAGAAAAUACCUUCCAAGGAAGUGUUACUUUCCACUAAAAUAGGUCACACGGUGAACAAGAUGCGCAAACACCCCGACCCAGAGGUGUCCAGCCUGGCCAAGGACAUCUUCAGGGAGUGGAAGAGCUUCAUCAAGGAGCACUCCAACAGGCCCUCCAUCGAGGUCAGGAGUGAUCCCAGGACUGAGGCCUUCAGGAAGAACGCUCAGAAGCUGCUCAGUGAAGCCCUGGAACUGGAGAUUGAUCACCCACUGGCUGAAAAUAUUGAGCGCGAAGCUUUUCAUCUCUGCUCCCGCCUCAUUAGCGCUCCGUAUCGCCGGGCCGUGCGAGCCCUUGUCUUCUCAUUAAAGCACAGACCUGAGACCCGAGCAGCAGUCAAGGAUGGCACACUCCCUGUCCCUGCCUUUGUGCAGAGCCACAAAAAGUGAGGAGUUGUGCUUGAUCCCGAGGGAGGACUUGCUGUGCCUAUAUCUCUGUGGAACUGGGAGCCCUGACUGGGUGAUCCCCGGCACUGCUCCACAAACAGGAGAGAAAAACCAGUGAUGGAAUGGGUGCUGUAACUCUGACUUGCUGGAAAUCCAUGUUGCAAGGAAAGUUUCUUGUACUCCUCUGUGUAUUUUCCAUCCUUGCUGACUCACCUGUUUCUCUCUCGUGCCUGUUUGUUGUAGCUCAGUUUAGCUCGAUCCCUGGUGUGGAUCUUCAGGUGUAUUCAGCUGAAUAACCCUUUUAAAGGAGCAGCUCUGUGCUCUGCUGGCUGGAAAUACUGGUAAUUAUGGCUAAUUGGUCCAUGGGAAGAGAUUCCUGGGGGAUAAUUGCAAACUCUAGUUAGCCCUAAAUCAGCCACGUCUGCUGCAGCUGGGCCUGGCCUGUUUUGCCAAGGUGAUUUUCCUUUGCUGCAUUCCAGAGCUGGAUGUAAAAUGGAUUUCAGUGACUUCCAUCCUCUCAAUCAUUGUGAUUUGGGGCAUUUUCUAAAGCCCCAGGGUAAAGGUGCUGUUUAAAGUCUCUGCUGUUCAAGGAGCAGCUUGUUCAGCCUUCCAAACCUCACUCAUGAUGUAAACAUGGUGCUUGUUUUUACUGUAAUGUGAAAAAAAACUUGUCAUGAAUUAUCUAAAUAAAACUAAAUACUCCUUUUAAA